Wasmannia auropunctata (little fire ant) is the source of this 3444-nucleotide messenger RNA. RefSeq names its product peroxisomal membrane protein 11C (gene Pex11c). NCBI's taxonomy places the organism in Eukaryota, Metazoa, Arthropoda, Insecta, Hymenoptera, Formicidae. The record is from RefSeq and is a predicted model, not a curated record. Gene Ontology annotation, cellular component: peroxisomal membrane. Bases 430 to 1116 code for a protein of 228 amino acids. Gene Ontology annotation, biological process: peroxisome fission. The transcript is spliced from 5 exons.
CGUAUCAAAUAAGCGCAUCAGCUGGCUAUACUUCCAGAAUUCAGCUGGCACGUCACUCAGGAUUGUUUUAGAUACAUAUAUAGAUUUUUUUAUUUUAAUUCAGUAUUAACCGGUAAUGCGUUGUAUGCGAAACAACCGGUUCACGACGCUCGAAUGCGAACUGACCGACGACGAUGAUGUUGGUUCUAUGCAAAUCGCCGAGACUUUCUCUCUUCUGACAGACUGAGAUAUACGAACGGUAUGUUUUAUAACAUAUGCUAUAAAAACAAUUACUGGAGUUUACUGAUUACGUCUGAGCGUGACACGCACAUUUCGUCAGGUAGAUCGUAGAAAGAGAAGACUCCUCCUAGUAAAUCGAUAAGCUGACACAUCCAAAUUGUUAAGCAUCUCUCACUUUCCUCCUUUGAGAAAGAAAUUAAGAAAACCGAAAUGGAUCUUCCACUUAUGAACGAUUAUUUGGAAACAUACUCCGGCAGAGACAAGAUGUUACGAACCCUGUCUUAUGCGGCAAAAUUACUUACUGUAUGCACUUCGUCCAAGAGUACCGAGAAGAAGCUCAAGACCUUUGGAAGCCAGAUGAGCGAGUGCAGAGUGAUGUUGCGCUUGCUAGAUGAUCUUCCUACGCUUCACUUCGUGAUGACAUAUGGAUGGGGCAAGCAGGAACCUGACCGGUUGAUUAGAUGGUGCCAAGUGAUACAGAAUGUAGUAGACAUUGUUUAUUCUCCCAUAGAGCACAUUGCUUGGGCUGGCCAGCAUAAUAUUGUGUCGAUUAAUAACGACAAGUGGGAUCUUACUACAACUUGGUUUUGGAUAGUUUCUUUACACCUGUCCUUACUGAAAUCGUUGAGACUAUUGCAGAAGCUUCAAAGAUUUAAAGUAGGAUUGAAGAGAACUAACUCUGGUACACAAACCAUGUUAAAGGACCUCAAUGAGCAACGGCAAAGUGCACUAUUGGCAUGCAUACGCAAUAUGCUGGAUAUUUCUUAUGCGAUUAGCUAUUUACCACCGGGAGUACUUUGGGGAGGCCGUUUAAAAACGUGGCACGUUGGAGCACUUGGUACAGUAUCGUCACUAAUUGGACUUUAUCAAGCUCUCAGCCGCCAAAUGAAAAGUUGAAAAUAUUUCUAAUCGUCGUUGGGGAGAAGUUUUAUCGGUUACAAAAAGUGUGGGUGAAUGUGUUGUAUAUAUUAUAGGUGGUUGUGUUGUACAUAUUGAUAUUAAAUAAAAAAAUAUUACGGAUAAAAUUAUAUGGAAAUAUAUAUUUUUUUUUUUAUAGCUUUUACGAUCUUUCGAGACAAUAAUAUUUCAUUAUGCAAGUUGGAUAGUGCUUUGCACUUUUACAAUAUCGAUUGUGUUCCGAAAAAAAAAAGAAGUAUAUUUUAAUCUUUCCGUUCGCGACUGUAUAUUGAUUAUUAAAUAUUUUAUAUACAUAUGCAUGCUGUAAAAAAGUUUUAUUAUUUCCAGUAACGCAUACAUAACAGAAAUUCAGAGGGGAGGGAACAAGAAAAAGAUUUCAUUAUCGUACUUAUCUAAUAAUACAUUACUCUAUUUUUGCUAAAAACCAUUUGUAUAAAUAAAAGCCACUUUAAAAUUUUUUUUGAAGCCUUACUAUUUCUAAGGCUCUUCUAAGCUCUUAUUAAAUAACACUGCAAGGUGUGCACAACUCUCACUGACAAAUCAUAUUAUAUGAAAAAGUUAAACCUAAACUUUGUAAUUAAUACUUAAAACAAUGAUUAAUUGAUUUUAAAUUCAUUUAAAUUUUCUGCAUUGUAAAUAUCAUACAUACAAUGAUAUCAUGAAACAUUCAGAGUUAAAUAUGAAUGACGAAUGAGGUUUAAAUUUAUAAUAUAAAUAUCUUAUACAUAUAUAUUCAGAUGAAGCUUUGUUAACUGUUUUUGAAUUAUCAUUUUUUUGGUUUACGUAUAGUAUCGUGUCAUAAAAUUUAUUAUUUUAUUAUUGUUGCAUACACAACCGUUGUAUCAUUAACUCGUGAAUUAUUAAUAAAAGCUAAAAGAUAGGAGAGGCACUUUUCAUCUGAAUUUAAACUGAAGUAAGUACUUUGGACUUAUUCACGAUGCGAUUUAUCAAUUACAUCGUGGCUUACAACUAAUUGGGACUCGGUUACACCAAUAUUGAUCGGAUUUCUCUAUCUCGAUCUUAUUUAGUUUAUUCAAAAAGAAUAUCUCUUUACUAAAUAUUUAAUUAAAUAAACUAUAUAUGUAACUAUAUAUUCCAAUCCGACCAAUGAGGCAUAACACUUGGCCUAAUUCCAUUAAAAGCUUAACAUUAUGCACACACACUGUAAGUUAUUACAUAUAGCUUAAAAAAUAAUUUAUCUUGGCAUGUAAACAAAUCUGAGGAUCACGUUAAAAGGCACGACUUAUUGAAACCUUGUCAAACAGCACGUAGAUAAUUAAAAUUUCUCUCCGAUAAAAAUCUCCUUAUUGAAACUGGAAUACUGCUGUUGUAUAGAGUAAUUUAUAGAUUAAAUGUCUUUGAAAUAUAUAUCCGAAGCGCUUUGAUCGAGUAUACAUAUAUAUAUAAUAUUUGUAUCGAUGUGAAGUGUAUUUGUAUUUUGUAAAGCACUUAUUUUCUUCAAUAAUUGCUUAUAUAUGUAGCAACCAUGUUUUAUCAUUUGUGAAUCAUAUACAGUGAUACAUAUUUUAACGGGAUAUAUAAUGAAUGUUUCUCGUUCAAAUAUUUUUCAGAGAAUAUUAGCUUUAUAUCUAACUGCCUCAUGCAAAUUCAUUAUCACUCAAGUUGACAGUUUUAGAUUUCCUUCAAUAAUGCAUUGUUACAUAUCGUGCUACUUUUGCUGCAGACUGAAUAUUAUCGCCCUUAUUUUUUUAUCGAUAUUAUUUUUCUUAACAUCUUCGUAUUAUCGUCAUUCAUCGCUAAAAUGAAUAUGCGCGUGCAUAUAUAAUAAUAAAACUCUAAACAUUCUAACGUAAUAAAAAUAAACAAAUUAAGAACGUGAAAUUGGAUAAAAAGAGGAUGUGCCGUAAAAUUGUUUCAAUCUUGCAAUGAACAUUUUUGUUGGUUUGAUAUUAAAAAGAUUAAAAUAAGGACAUAUUUACUUAGGCUGAUUCCUUUUCAAAUCGCUUAUGAGAUCAAAUUAAGUUUUACUAUCAGUUAAAAUGGUUUGUAAAAGAUGAAGAAAUAAAAUAUAUAUGCAAUUUUAAGAACGCGCAUUCAACACUGUCUCAGUAACACUUAUCGCCGACGAAGGCUGAAAGAAUUAUUAGUAACAAAUAACGAAAGUGGAAUGGUAAAUAAAAAAAAAUAAAAACAGGCAUCGGAUAUCUGCAAAAAUCUGGUUGUUUUUUAAUUCAACAAAAUUGUAUCAAAACGGGAGAAACGCGAGUGAAGGAUAAACCUUAUUCAAAGAAGUUGUGCAACACAAUUGUACAUAGUAAGAAAAAAAAAGGAGAAAAAAAUAAAAAC